This is a messenger RNA of Cotesia congregata, 282 nucleotides long. The record is from the annotation of a GenBank genome assembly. NCBI's taxonomy places the organism in Eukaryota, Metazoa, Arthropoda, Insecta, Hymenoptera, Braconidae.
AUGAAAGCCGGAAGUUUAAAGAAUUUAAGAGAAGGUGCUACAGUAUACAAACUCGCAAAUGAUUUUCCUAACGGUGGUGGUGGCGGCCAUGUAGAAUAUGGCUAUCCUACUGGAUAUGUGGGAACUUAUGGAGGUCCACGCGGAUGCGUGCAUGGAGGUGCACACGGAGGUGCACAUGGAGGUGCACACGGACGCUUACAUGGAGAAUUUGAAGGAAAUAUAUUUCCGCAACCUUGCGAUCAUUAUGGUCCACCUUGCGUUGCUAAAGCACCCAAUCCGUAA